Messenger RNA from Silurus meridionalis, 2478 nucleotides. It is a transcript of the gene tril, whose product is annotated as TLR4 interactor with leucine-rich repeats. Gene Ontology annotation, cellular component: extracellular matrix. Bases 183 to 2402 code for a protein of 739 amino acids. NCBI's taxonomy places the organism in Eukaryota, Metazoa, Chordata, Actinopteri, Siluriformes, Siluridae. The transcript has 2 exons. Gene Ontology annotation, molecular function: protein binding. The record is from RefSeq and is a predicted model, not a curated record.
UGUAAUCUGCACCAGAUGACCGCUUGUGGAGCUCGAGUCCGAGCGCGGCACCGCUCUUUUGUCUCCGCGCGCUGCUGCGCUGCAGAAUGAAACCGGAACUCGUUCCCGGAGUGUAACGCGUUUCCCGCUGGACUUUUUCCUGGACAGGGUGAUGUCCACAGCGUCGGGGACACGGUGGGACCAUGGCGAAGCGCGCGCUCUCUCCUCUCGCCGUGUGGGCCGCGGGCGCGCUCCCGACGCUGCUGCUGCUGUGCGCUCGCGCCGCCUGCCCGGAGCUCUGCGAGUGCCCGCGCGCGCACCACGUCCUGUGCGCUAACCGCGGCCUGCGCGCCGUGCCCGAGACCAGCCGCUCCGUGCGCGUGCUCGGCCUGGCGGGUAACUUCAUCGGCAACGUGAGCGCGCGCGCGCUGGCACGCUACGGCCACCUGACGCGCCUCGACCUGCAGUUCAACCAGAUCGGGCGCGUGCACCCGGGCGCGUUCGAGGAGCUCGUGGAGCUGCAGGAGCUGUAUCUGGGACACAACGAGAUCUCCACGCUGCAGCCCGGGACCUUCAGCGCGCUCCAGAAGCUCGCGGUGCUCUACAGUAACGAUAACUCCAUCCAGGAGCUGAGUGCGGAGAUCUUCGGGAAGCUGGACAGUCUGGUCCGGUUAAGGCUGGAUCGGAACGCUAUAGAGCUCCUGAGUGAGUCGUUGUUCAAACACUUCUCCAGUCUAAAAUUCCUCCACUUGGAGUCGAAUCAGAUCCACCACAUUCACCACAAAACCUUUUUUGGUCUGACCAAACUGCAGUUCCUGAACCUGUCAGACAAUAAGCAGACGCAGCUCCUCCACACGACCCUGUUCUCCCAGCUCAGGUCUUUACUCACUCUUCUCCUCUCAGAAAACCACAUCACCCACAUCAGCGCUCACGUCUUUCAGAACCUGAAAAAGCUCACCAAGCUCUCUCUGAGUAACAACCGCAUCGUUCAGCUGGAGAACGGAACGCUGAGGGGGCUCUCGCGUCUCCGAGAACUCACCAUGAACGGAAACCUGCUGACGGAGAUUCUUGCAGGUGUUCUGGAGCCCAUCGUGCGCAUCGAACGUCUCGAUCUCAGCGACAACCGGAUCACACGUAUCCAUCCUGCCGCCUUCGCUCGUCUCACCCGUCUCAAAGAGCUGGACCUGAGCAACAACCAGCUCAUGAGGAUCUCAGGCGGUGCCUUCACCUCUAACGCUGCUCUCCUCCAGCUGGACCUGAGUGGUAACGAGUGGAGAUGCGACUGUAGGAUGGAGAAGCUAAAAGAGUGGAUGGUGGAGACACGUGCCCGGGGAAAGUUACUCACAGCGCACGUGCAGUGCCAUCACCCACCCACGCUCCAGGGGAAGUACCUGGAUCACGUGAAUGACACGGAGCUGCUGGAGGAACUGACCGGAAGCUUGUCCUGCAGAGCAGAGAACGAGGCAGAACGAGAACCAGGACGGCAGGAGCCACCAGGUGUAGAGGAGAGGCUGAAGAGAGGAGGAGAGAAAGAGGAGGACAUGGAGACUCAAGAUGUUCAAAGAGGUCACAAGAAGAAGAAAAUGAAUCUCAGACCAAGAACUGCACCAAGAUCUUCUGCGAAAGCAAGCUCUUCCUCAGCUCUCCUUGGAACAGGAAUGUUCCAGAAUGUAAUGGAGGAGAACACAAGCACGUGGGAGCUGAGCGAUGUCCUGGAGAACCCCGGCAGUCAGAACGACGUGGAUUCCAUGGCGCAGAAACCGGGUGUGGGGGUGAUGGACGCGUGUCAGUUCAACCACCGCUACAUUGCGAACGUGAGCGUGAACAACGUGACUUCGGACUCGGCCACUGUGUUUUGGAGCAUGUCUGAGGACACGCUUUCUGGAGGGCUCGCGUUCCGCAUCCUGUUCGACCGCUUCGGACACUCCGUCCGGUUCCAGCGCUACGUUUACGCCCGCGGAUCCGCUCGGGCGGUGGUGCUGCAGGAGCUCCGCCCACACACCACCUACAUCACCUGUGUGGAAGGCGUGGUGGGCGGGGCUUUGUGCCAGGUGGCUCCGCGAGAUCAUUGUGCAGGUUUUAUCACCACGUCUCCUGCGGCGGAGAGCGACAUCAGACUGCAGCACGUGACCGCAGCGGUGCUGGCGGCUAACGCGCUGCUGAUCCUGCUAGUGGGCGUGGUCUGGCUGCGGCGUGUCCUGAGGAGGAGGAUCCGAAACAGAAAGUCGUCCACACACGCGCACGUGCGUCACAUGUACUCUACACGGAGGCCCUACCGGGCUGCCAUGGCAACCACGUGCGUCUCCUCCGAGUUCAGCAGGUAUCAGAGCGGCCGGGUUCUGGCUGAGGAUGGAGACUUGAUCCAAUUCCCUCCUGAGAGGUUUUUCGAUCCUCGCAGAGACGAUGAUUCUGUAAUAACCUGAUUCACACAAUCAGGACUCACAUCAUGUCAUGUGUAAGUGUGUGUGUGUGUGUGUGUGUGUGUGUGUGUGUGUGUGU